Molecule: messenger RNA, 264 nt
Organism: Sphenostylis stenocarpa
Lineage: Eukaryota; Viridiplantae; Streptophyta; Magnoliopsida; Fabales; Fabaceae
Source: the annotation of a GenBank genome assembly
AUGACAUCAAGUUCACAUGGCGGCAGCGGCGGCGGCAUCGCUGCACGACUAAAAAACGCCGCUUCCACCUUUUGCUCCAACUCUCAGCCUUUAAUCGCUGACAUCGCAGUUCAAUUGGAGAAAGACAAGCACUCUGACAAGGUGAAGGAGCUUGAAGAUGCGGUUAUUGAGUUAGUAGGACUAUCCGAACUCGGUGUGCAAUUUUCUUCGCGGUUCAAGUUUUUGCCAAUAGAUACCAGCCUGGAGAAGAGGUUCGGAAGCUAA